AUGCAGCGGGAUGCCGAGUGGGCGCGGGACUUCAAAAGCGAAAAAGAGAAAAGUCGGAAGAUCAUGGAGAAGAAGGAGUUUAUCCAGGAUUUCAUGCGGGGCCGGGACGAACUCCGGCGGACGCAGGAGAUUCGGAAAGAACGACUGAAACUGCUCACGCCCGCGCAGAUGGAGCAGCG
This is a messenger RNA of Amoebophrya sp. A120, 179 nucleotides long. The record is from the annotation of a GenBank genome assembly. Lineage: Eukaryota; Dinophyceae; Syndiniales; Amoebophryaceae.